CUUACUUCUUAAUUACAAAGUAGCUAGCUAGUAUGGCAUCGAGUUCAAUCACCUCUUCCUCCUCGCCGUGGACCACGAAGCAGAACAAGAUGUUUGAGAAGGCAUUGGCGGUGUACGACAAGGAUACGCCAGAUCGUUGGCACAACGUUGCUCGUGCUGUCGGUGGGAAGACCAUCGAUGAAGUGAAGCACCACUAUGAGCUGCUCGUUGAGGACAUCCGCCUCAUCGAGAAAGGCCACUUGCCUUAUGCUCACUACCUUUCUUCAGCAAGAAGAGCAGUUUGAAGAGAAGUAGCUAGAUCAAAGUAUUCAUCUCCUCUUACAGAUCAACCAGGAAAAAGAUCUUGCCAUAAAGAUCUAAGAAAGAUUAUUGUAAUACCUUCUCUAUCUCAUUUUAGCGAUCAACUGAAAAUUGUAUAUAUAUCUCUGUAUGGACGUUGGGACUAUUUAAG
Messenger RNA from Zingiber officinale, 451 nucleotides. RefSeq names its product protein RADIALIS-like 6. Bases 33 to 284 code for a protein of 83 amino acids. Lineage: Eukaryota; Viridiplantae; Streptophyta; Magnoliopsida; Zingiberales; Zingiberaceae. The record is from RefSeq and is a predicted model, not a curated record. The transcript has 2 exons. Gene Ontology annotation, molecular function: DNA-binding transcription factor activity.